AUGUUCGCCCCAGGUGAGGCCGACGUACUUCGUGAGUUCGACUCAACAAAUUCAAUGCUUGGGUCUUUCGUUGUGUCCAUCUUCAUCCUCGGAUACAUGGUCGGUCCCCUGAUCAUCGCGCCACUCUCCGAAAUCUAUGGUCGUCUCCCUCUGUACCACAUCUCCAACACGCUAUUCCUAGUAUCCACCAUCGCAUGUGCAGUAGCACAGACCUUCCCGCAGCUAUUCGUGUUUCGAUUCCUUGCCGGUGUUGCAGGCAGUUGUCCCAUGGCCCUUGGUUCGGGGACAGCAGUCGACCUCAUCGCGAAAGAGAAGCGCGCUGGCGUGAUGGCGCUCUGGGCAUUGGGUCCCAUUCUAGGGCCGGUGAUAGGCCCCGUGGCUGGAUCAUUUGUUUGUGCUAAUAUCGGAUGGCGUUGGGUAUUCUGGAUAAUUGCCAUUGCAACGGGCGUGAUGCUGGCAACGACAUUUCUCUGCUACCGCGAAACAUACGCGCCGGUCCUUUUAGAGCGCAAAGCCGCCAGUCUUCGGAGCCAGACCGGCGACGCCAGCUACAGAUCCCGAUUCGACAAGGGCCUGCCUCGAAAGGAAAUGUUCUACAUGGCCGGCGUCCGGCCGUUCAAACUGCUGUUUCUAUCCCCCAUUGUGCUUAUCAUGACCCUCUUUGGAGCAGUCUCGUACGGAUACCUGUAUCUCAUGUUCACGACGAUCAGUGCCAUCUUCAUCGACACAUAUGGCUGGCCGCAGCAGCUGACGGGUCUUGCCUAUCUCGGCUUCGGAAUCGGGUGCAUUAUAGGCCUCCUUGUCACAGGCAGUGUGGCCAAUAAGAUCGCCGCAAAGCAUUCGGCGCAGGGCCGAUUUACGCCAGAGUCUCGUUUGGGCCCGAUGUUGGUUGCUUGUUGGCUCUUGCCUAUUGGAUUGUUCUGGUAUGGGUGGUCGGCGGAGAAGCAUGUAUAUUGGAUCAUGGCUUUGAUCGGUACGGCCAUUUUUGGCUGUGGACUGAUGUCGGUUUUUUUAUGCAUCAAUACGUAUCUAGUCGAUUCUUAUAUUCAAUUUGCUGCAUCAGUGACGGCAGCCAAUGCCGUGACCCGGUCGCUGGUUGGUGCCUUUCUCCCGCUGGCUGGGCCAUCGAUGUAUAGUGCACUGGGUCUGGGCUGGGGCAACUCUUUAUUGGCAUUCAUUGCCCUUGCAUUUUGCAUGUUUCCAGUGUUCUUGAGCCGGUAUGGGGCGGCUGUUCGGACUCAGCCACGAUUCCAGUUGAAUUUAUGA
This is a messenger RNA of Penicillium soppii, 1266 nucleotides long. Its product is annotated as MFS transporter. Gene Ontology annotation, molecular function: transmembrane transporter activity. The record is from RefSeq and is a predicted model, not a curated record. NCBI's taxonomy places the organism in Eukaryota, Fungi, Ascomycota, Eurotiomycetes, Eurotiales, Aspergillaceae. The coding region runs from base 1 to 1266 and encodes 421 amino acids. The transcript has 3 exons. Gene Ontology annotation, biological process: transmembrane transport.